Molecule: messenger RNA, 1308 nt
Organism: Trichoderma reesei QM6a
Lineage: Eukaryota; Fungi; Ascomycota; Sordariomycetes; Hypocreales; Hypocreaceae
Exons: 3
Coding region: 1-1308 (435 amino acids)
Biological process (GO): regulation of transcription by RNA polymerase II
Molecular function (GO): zinc ion binding; DNA-binding transcription activator activity, RNA polymerase II-specific
Source: RefSeq, a predicted model, not a curated record
AUGCCUCAGCCGCAGCACAGCAGGAGUCCCAAUCCGUCGGAUGAUUCGUCCGUCGACUUACACGACUCGCCGUCGUCGGAUCCAGCCUCGUCCACUGCCGUGGUCCGCAAGCCCGGCAAGCCGCUUAGUCGGCGGGGCCACUUCAAGUCGCGGCUGGGAUGCUUCAAUUGCAAGAGGAGGCGAGUCAAGUGCAACGAGGUCCGCCCGUUCUGCUCGCCGUGCUGCCGCCUCGGCCUGAACUGCAGCUAUCCGACGCCGGCUCCCUCGUCAACAACAACAACAUCAUCGUCCUUGUCAUCAUCAUCAUCAUCAUCAUUCUUCUCAUCUUCAUCCUCGUCGUCUUCCGCCUCCUCCUCGCUUCCUCCGCGUGCUACCCUGUCCAGUAUCGCGCUGGAAGACUUGCGCUUCUAUCACCAAUUCCUCCUCGCGGCCUUCCCCACGCUGCCGUUAAAGGCCAAGGACGUGUGGAUGGACGCGGCCGCAAUGUCACACCAGUACGACUAUCUCGCACACGCUGUCCUGGGUCUCGGAGCCUCCCAUCUGUCUCAGCAUGGCAACGUCGACUACACGUCGCAGGCGCUGCAGCAUCGCGUGACGGCCAUGAAGCUCGUCAACCAGCAGCUCGAUCACCCUCCGACAAGGCCCGCGGAUGCAGAUGCGCUCAUGGCGGCGGUGAUAUGCCUCGUCGCCCAGUCCUCUCUUAUGCCGGAUAGCAUGAUUGACUACAUCACGACGACGCGGGGCGGCAACUUGGUCGCGUCGACCAUCAUCACCAACUACGAAAUGUCCAUCUUCAAGUACUUCACGCCACGGGAGCAUGACCGGUCCCUGGAGAGGCUCAUCAGCGAACAGCCGCGGAACUAUGAGGUCAUCCAAGGGUUCGCGACCUCUGCUCUUCGACUGAGGCCAUUGUGCCAGACGCCCAAUGAGGUGGCAUACUGCGAUUGCCUGGUCAAAUGCGUUGACAAUCUGCGCACCUCGUGUCUAGCCGCCUGGAGAGAGUUUGUCACCUUGUUCGUUAUGCCGACCACCUUUAGUAACCAGGACUUCAUGGCCUUUGUCGACAGCGAGAACUACACGGGCCAUCUUCUAAUCAUCCACAUGUUUCUGCUCGACUACGUGCUUGGCAAUGCCUGUCUGUCCAAGGCCGAAGAGCCAGAAUACCCUGGCAGGAAAUUUGUCAUUAUUAAUUGGACAAAGGACCUGGCCCAGCGGCUUCCCCCGUCAUAUCGAAAAUAUACAGAGUGGCCACUGGAGUAUUGCCAGAUCCUUGCCGAGCGCGACGCGCGGUAUCUGCUCAGUCCUUGA